GUUUUGUUGUUGCGGUUUCAAUUUAUUCAGUAAACUCAACGAUAACUUGCGUGUAUCUGGCUACCAUUUUCAUUGCCAAAAGUUUGCUUCUUAUACAUGAAAAGUUUAGUAUAAGGCUUUAUAGCAAUUGCUUAUCAGAUUGUCUAAGGGGUGGUUAUUUGGUCCGGGCUAUUUGGUUUUACCCAAAAUCGGACCGUAUAACUCGGACCGAGACCGAAUAGCAAACAAUUCAAUCUCAUUUUCGGGCCUAGGUUUUAGACCGGACCGAAAACCGGAUAAGAGAGCUCAACACCCAAACUUUAACCUCCUCACCCUUUCAGGCCUCAGGACAAUCAAAUCCCUCAAGCUCAAUCUAAAAUCAAGACCGAAUUGGGACCGUACCGGUUCAACACCGGACUGGAUCAAGACCGGAUUGUAUCCAAUCCAAUCUUUUAGUCAUUAUAUUUCUCGAAAAGAAUGGACCGAGACCGGAUCGAUUGGGGCCAAUUUAAUCGGACCAAACCGUAUACUCACCCGCCUAACUCAUCAAAGCCACAAUUAUAUCAAUAUAGGGUCAUUGAUAGUUUUGAUGCUAAUCUACCAUUACCUUGAUGGCUACGUACGUGCCACUUAUGAAACUUUUGGAGCCCUAGAGAAAGCAAGUUAACUUGUACCGGAAAUCAACUUUUUUUGGGGAACCCGUUAUUGGAACAAGUCAUCGAUCAGUAAUCGGGAAAGCAAAUCGUGUAGAAAGCAAAUUGAAGAUGCAGACGGGUUUAGCUUGUAUCAGCAUACUGGCGACGGGAGUACUGUAUGUGACUUUGGAGUUUGGAGAUCGAAGUGGGAAAUCUCUGUUGUUUUCAUUGUUGUUUUUAAAAUGAAGGUGAUAGUGAGAGGAGUCCAUAAUGCUUGCUUGCUAGCUCUCUUCCUUUGCUUUAUAGUAGUGGGCAACAAUGCGCCUUGAUUGCGACUUGAAAUUGGUAGUCAUGACUCUGCCUAUAAAUAUGAUAAACAUCCAUAUGAAAGCCGCCUCACAUAUGACUCAUGAGUACUGGUUAUUUUGCAGGUUUAGUUUCCGUCUCAAGUUCUCUCUUUAUUAGCGUAAGUAGAUGGCACAGAAGGUGGUAUUGAAGAUUAUGAGCAUGAAUGAUGAGAAGACCAAGCAGAAAGCCAUAGAGGCUGUUGCUGACAUUUUUGGAGUUGAUUCAAUAGAAGCAGACACAAGAGAGCAGAAGCUGACAGUGAUUGGAGAGAUGGACAGUUUUGCAGUUGCCAAGAAACUCACCAAGAAAUUAGGCAAAGUUGACAUCCUCACCGUUGGCCCAGCCAAGGAAGAGAAGAAGGAUGGCAAGCUUAAGAAAGAGGACAGGAAAUAAGACACCCUACCACUUACUUAUUCAUUUUCAUUUUUUUUUUUUUGUAAUAAUAGUUGUUGGUUUGAAGUUUAUGUGUAUAACAAUUUUUGUUUUAUACUCAGUUUGUUGUAUAUAAGCAUAUCAUGAUUUGAAAAAUGAAGGGUUUUUUUUUCAAAUUUCGUGAUUUAAAAAAUGAAGAAUUGGUGAUGAAUUUGGUUCAUUUGUGACUUUAAAAAAUGUGGUUCAUCGAGAAUGUGGUUCAUUAUCUCAAAUCUCACCAAAUUAUAUGAGAUUUCCAAAUGCGUGAUGUCUUAGAAAACGGUAAAAAAAGUUCAAAAUAUGU
Molecule: messenger RNA, 1677 nt
Organism: Linum trigynum
Lineage: Eukaryota; Viridiplantae; Streptophyta; Magnoliopsida; Malpighiales; Linaceae
Source: the annotation of a GenBank genome assembly